AAAUAACGAAUAUUUUAAUGCAGUACAAUGUAGUUGCAACGUUUCAUAAGGUUUUAACUACCGUUAAAACUGAUAAAAAUUAUUGUCAAGAAUGUCAAAAGAAAUGAAUGAAACCGACAUUAAAGAACCAAAUUAUUAUAUUAAUUGGUUGGAAAAAUCGAUUGCAGAUGAAUAUUUCAAUUAUUAUGAAUAUUCAGAAUUUAAAAAUUUAGAACCGAUAGGAAGUGGUUCAUUCGGAAGUGUCGUUCGUGCUAAUUGGAAAAAUGCUGGAAAUUUUUUUGUUUUAAAAACUUUUAAAAAUUAUGACAAUGCAAUGUUAAAAGAACUUGUUAAUGAGAUAAGAUUACAAAAAAGAGUUGACUUUCAUGAAAACAUUAUACGGUUUUAUGGAAUAACGAAAGUAGAAAAUGAAAAAUACUCGUUAGUCUUAGAAUAUGCUAACAAUGGUACACUAAAAACUUAUUUAAAUGAGCAUUUUAAUGAACUCACUUGGACUGAUAAAUAUCAAUUAGCAUUUCAAUUAGCUAAUGCUGUAGAUUGUUUGCAUGAUUGUAAUAUUAUUCAUCGUGACCUGCAUGCAGGUAAUAUACUUGUACAUCAGAAAAAGCUAAAGUUGACGGAUUUUGGUCUAUCAAAAAAAAUCGCUGAGGUAUCAAGCAAUACAUCGAAAAUACUUGGAGUAAUACCUUUCAUUGACCCAAAAAAGUUAAAUGAUCAAGAUUAUAAACUAAACAAAAAAUCUGAUGUAUACAGCAUGGGAGUUUUAAUGUGGCAAAUUUCAAGUGGCCGUCAACCAUUUUGUGAUUAUAAUUAUGAUGCAAGUUUAAUCUUAUCCAUAGUAAAAGGUAAACGGGAAACAAUUAUUGACAGUACUCCUAAAGAAUAUAUAAAUUUGUAUACAGAAUGUUGGAAAUAUGAGCCAGAUGAACGUCCAAAUGCGCAAAAUGUCGUCUCAAUCCUUUAUACACUAAAAUUUCCUAAACAAGAUGAUACAAUUAUUGGUACUGUUAAUAAAGAAAAAGAAAAUAAUCAACUAAUAGAAAAAUAUGAAACAAUUUCAAAAUCAAUUAAGACCAUGGAUUUAAAUAAUGAAUUGUUAUCAAAUAUUGGAUUAAGUAUAAAUAUAAUGGAUAUUGAAAAUAAUUUAUCAUAUACAUCAAUUCAAUCAAAUUCGUCAAUAUUUUCAUAUAGGUAGAGGUUGGAACUGGUCCAAAAAGUCUUAACCGGUUAAUAACCGGUUAACCAAACCUUUAACCGGUUAAUUAACCGGUUAAAACUCAAUCCUAGUCAGAAUUAAAAUUCGGCCAGGAUUAGCAUCAAAUAUAUUUUUAAUCCCGGCCAAAAUUAGGCCAGACCAAAACUCUAACAAUCGAAACGAAACUCUAGCUGAAAGACGAAAUUCAGGCAAAAAUUGUCUGGCCGGCACUAUGAAUUUCAGCCCGCAUAUAUAACACAAAAAAUUCC
This is a messenger RNA of Rhizophagus irregularis DAOM 181602=DAOM 197198, 1464 nucleotides long. RefSeq lists its product as uncharacterized. Gene Ontology annotation, cellular component: cytoplasm. Lineage: Eukaryota; Fungi; Glomeromycota; Glomeromycetes; Glomerales; Glomeraceae. Gene Ontology annotation, molecular function: ATP binding; protein kinase activity. Gene Ontology annotation, biological process: signal transduction; protein phosphorylation. The record is from RefSeq and is a predicted model, not a curated record.